CUAACUUUCUUCUUUUUCUACUUAUAAACUCAGAAGAUAAAAUUAAAAAUAAAACAAAAACCCGAGAGAAACAUACAAGCAAAGGAAAAAAAUGAGGUCAUUGAGCAUUAAACCAACAUCGUUAGAUGCAUCGAGGCAUGCAACAUCUGUAGAAUCAUUUGGGAAUCACCAACCGCCACAAUCUCCGUCGCCGGUGCCGUAUUUAUUCGGCGGCCUUGCGGCAAUGUUAGGCCUCAUCGCCUUUGCUUUACUAAUCCUGGCAUGCUCUUACUGGCACUUGACUAUUUCAGAUGAAGAUUUCGAGGAAGGAAACGGCAGAGGAGCUGAUGAAGAGAAAGAGAGUCGGUCCGGAGAGAAGGCGGCGUACGAAGAGAAGUAUAUUGUUAUAAUGGCCGGAGAUGACUUGCCGACGUAUCUUGCGACGCCUGCUGGGAACAAGUGUGUUUGUAGUCACGAGGGUGAAGUAAUUUUCGAGGAGGGUGAUGCUGCCAAGAGAGAGGAAACCAGACAAAAUGAGGAAGCGACGAGUCACUAAUAAGCUUUUCCUUUAUCAAAAAAAAAAAAAUUCUCUCAGUUUUAGUAGUUUAAUUUUUUUUUAGUGCUUUCGUUUUUAGUUACUUAUUUUCUUUUAAGCCUUUCUUUAUGGGGAUUUUCUUCGGAGAUUUCCCUUUGUUUUUCUCGGGAGUGUAAAUUUUUCUGAGAAAAGGUUUUAGAUUACGGUUUAAGAAUGUUUGUUUGUAAUUUUUUUUUUGAAACCUAUGUUUGUUUGUUUGUUUGUAAUUUUCAGUCACCAGACCAGGGAAAUAUCUUCUUCUCUUGA
Raphanus sativus (radish) is the source of this 820-nucleotide messenger RNA. Its product is annotated as protein GLUTAMINE DUMPER 4. Lineage: Eukaryota; Viridiplantae; Streptophyta; Magnoliopsida; Brassicales; Brassicaceae. Bases 92 to 535 code for a protein of 147 amino acids. The transcript has a single exon. The record is from RefSeq and is a predicted model, not a curated record. Gene Ontology annotation, biological process: regulation of amino acid export.